This is a messenger RNA of Linum trigynum, 3618 nucleotides long. The record is from the annotation of a GenBank genome assembly. Lineage: Eukaryota; Viridiplantae; Streptophyta; Magnoliopsida; Malpighiales; Linaceae.
CCUCACAUACUCUCUUCUAUUUCAUCAACAACAACUCCCACUCUUGCGAGCCCCACAAAACAUAACAUAUAUCUUCACCAUCCACAUCGAGGAUCAGCAAGAUCAGUGCCAUAUGUCUUAUGGGUUUGAGUAUCGACCUCAACUGUAAUAUUUAGGUCAAUAUGCAUGUUAUUCCCAUCUUUGAAACUCUCUCCUCUUAUGGGUUAACUUUUUCGUUACGCACACAUGCAUGGAAGAAAAGCAUUCCUUGUCGAAAAGAGAAAGCAAAACGGUGGCAUCCAAAUCCAAUUUCGGGUUUAUUAAAGCUUCGCGGAGAUGGGCGGCUCUAGUAAAGCUACGCGGAGCAAAACUCAAAGUUUUGAGCUAGUCGGCGAACAUCUUCGAGGAGUGCUCCACCCAAAUCAUGCGCCAGCUCCCCCAUCAAUACCCAAUGUAUCACCAAUUGAGAGCCACCAUAAAAUAAAUUUCACAUGCAUGAAACCUGGAUUAGACGCCAAUUCAUUGCAUCACAUAAAAAUAAAAGAUUCAUAAAAAAAGUCUUGAAUGCCAUCAUAGAACUUACCUAAUGCAAACGACACUGUAUUGAUCUAACCCAACAAAACCCGUACUUCCAACAUGGUCUCGCUUGUUCGAUCCAUCAAAACAAACAAAGAUGACUUUUGACGGGGAAAUGAUUCAAUGACAUCAACAUUCAAUUCAACACGAUUAAUUGUAUUCGUAUCACAGAGAAGUCUAAUCUUUCGCGAAGAAAUCGAUAGUCACGAAAAUCCAGACCAUGAACUUGCUUGCAAUAUCCAGCUAGUCUCCUCUUGGGCUUUUACUGUACAUAAAGGCCUUAUAAAAACAAAUCCAAGUCCGACCAGAACGAGGCGGCAGCCACUCCUCCGCAACAGAUGUUAAGGUCCAUGACGAUUAGAGAUUUCUUCGACCAUUCCACCGCAGCACCGCUACUUUCUCCUCCGGCGGCGUUAUCUUCGGUCUGCCAUGGCGACCGGGAACUGCGAUUCGGAUUCGGAUCCGCAGCGUUACGUUUCCAAAAAACGACCUGGGAUCCGUUCAACGGGUGUAGUAAACUCCAUCAGCAAACUCGGGGAGGAUCUCCUCGAAGAAAUUCUGAUUCGCCUCCCGACUCCUAGAUCCGCCUGCCGUUGCAAAGCCGUCUGCAAGCUGUGGGGCUCCCUGAUCUCCAGUCCUCGAUUCAAUCGCCGUUUCGUUUCUCGUCGCCGGAGCAUCAACGAACUGCAACCGCCUCUGGUACUUUCCUCCGAAGACCAGCAAUCGAUCAUCCCGGGGUUUGUCCCCAUGCCGAGUGUGGACCAUGACCUGCGUUUCGCAGUUUUGGACUCCUUCCAGGACUUGCUUCUGUGUGGGUUUCAGAUGCCACAGGACCUCGAUGACGAAUUCCGCAGGUCCUACUUCGUCUGCAAUCCGUUUACGAAGCAAUGGAUUGCCCUUCCCCUGGCGCCUGGCCGGCCGGCGAGGUGUCCGCGAUUGGUCGCGAGAUAUAAGACGGAGUCUGGUUGUGCUACCAGGCUGGACGUGUUUUGUUCCGAGUCGGGAGAAUGGAACAAGGACCACCCGCUUGUUCUCGACGAGCAUUUCUUAUGGAACGAAAAGAAUGUAGUUUCCUGCAAGGGGAAGUUGUUUUGGGUGUAUAUUCAGCAUCAUCCAAGGAUUGCGGUGUUCAAUCCUUUCCGCCCCGAUAUACCUCCGGCUUGUAUUGAUGAUCCUCGACUCUUUCUGAAGCCGUGGUGGGAUAUUUCGGUAUCACAGGGUGCUCUGCACGUAUCUGUAUUCGACGGCGUACCUGAACGUGGCUGUUCAAGGAUGGCGUCAAGUGUUUGGAGAUUGGAAGAUGACCAUAGAUCUUUUAGCCUAGUAUGUGAAGGGGUGUUCAAGACGGCUCGUCCAAGGUCUAACCCUGGGGUGCAACUCCAUGAUUUCUACCUAGAGUUAGAAAGGAGAAUGAGUCCAUCACUUGAGAAGGUUGUGUUUCCUUAUCUGCAUCCAGAGAAUCCGGAAAUCCUCUUGGUCCAUUAUCUUGAUACCAAGAGUGCUAUCUUGUCCUGUGAUUUGAAAAGAGGGGACCUCGAGUUCCAUUCCGAACUUAGAGUGCUGCUUUCACCUCGUUGGGCGCUAUUCCAUCCCAGGGUUUCUUGUUGGCCGAUUUCGAUUCCAAGGUACGAGGAAUUGCGAGUUAUCUAUGAUGGAAGCUACGGCUGUUGGGUUCAGAGCAGCAGCAGCAAGCCAACAAAUCGCGUAAUGACUGGACCGACAACUCCUGUAGUAGCUGAAGAACGCCGACCAAUCGACAGAUCGGGUCGAGGGAGGAAAAACGCCGACCAAUUGACAACUGAUUAGCAUCAAAUGGCUCGAUCGUGUCCUGAGCAGGGUGAUGGUGUUACAAUGUAAAUUAUAUGUAUGAAUUGAAGGGGAAAAGGGAGAAGCUCCACUGGUGUGGUGGUGUUCAAGCAACUCCAGGCUAUUUAAUUUAAAGUCAGUUGAAUUCUCAGUUAUCGUCGUCUGUAGAGAGGCGGCUAAUGGAUUGGGUUCAUGGUUUGGUUUUCAGUUCAUAUGGGAUGUUUUUGAGUUCUGUAGUUAAUUCAGUGAUCAGUUGUUUCCUGCUUUUAACUUUGUAGGAAGUAUUUAUUGUUUAAGCUAAUGAACAUUUUAUUUUCAGUACCAGUAUAGAUGGUUUACACACCCAAUGUUUGUGUCUUGUACAUCUCAUACUUCGGUGCAAGUAACUUUGGUUACGCCUUCACCUAAAGAAUCUGCAAUCUUCUGCUACCUUAUGAAUCUGUAUUAACUUGGCAAUGGUUAUAAGUCAUAAGGUGACGAAGCUGUUGAAGGGAAAGGAGUAUCUGAUCAGUGUGGACAAAAGCGAAAGCAUGUAUGGGUGUCUCCAUGUCUGCAUCAAAUCGAAAAGCUCAUCCAGAAAGUAACCAAGAACCAAAGUAGAGAUAUAAACAAGCAAGGAAUCGACCAGCCAGCUAGAUUAUACGAAUAGUCAGUCCUCGCCUUACCCGAUAAUACAUGUCCUGCAACUAGCAUAAUCUACUCCCUAUAAGCAUGGAGACAAGUUCCAUUUCGUUUCUGGAUGGAACUGGAAGGUUGACAUGUUAACUUCUGGCACGGAACGAUUCACCAUUCCAUUUCGUUUCCACAGAAACAACGCUUUGCCGUAUGUUUCAUGAAUGACGAGUUCACCUCUCACCAUGCAGCAACACAAUGCUUCGUUAUUGAAGCAGUAUAGUGUAUAUAUGCGGGCUGUGUGGCAGUUAAGGUGCUUGAAAUGCCACCACCCUGCUUAGGACGCAAGCCUUUCACCACUUCCUGACAGUACGAUGAUAAUCAGUUGUCCUCGCCGCUUACUCCCAUGACCAGAUUCAACCCCUGGUCGUCGUUCUUCUAUUGAUUCAGCAAUCUAACCACAAACAAGAUGCAAUUAGAAAAGCAGGCAGGACAUGGGAAGCAACGGACAGAAUCCAACAUCUAUCUGGCUAGCUUCAUUUAUGUUAACCGCAGCUUAAAAGAGUUUGCACAAAUAAACAAAGUUAUCAGAAACAAAGACAAGACAAGUAUCAAUGACCUAGUUAAUAAGUUUAGGUGGGCAAG